AUGGCGAAGACUGCUCUCCUGUUCCUGCUCGUUGCCCUUGUGGCGCUCUCCUUCACCCCCCAAGUCGCCGCGUUCGGUGCCGGCAACAUCCCUUCAUUCUCAUACCUCGAAGACAAGGCUUUCCGUCACGGUGACAUUGAGGAUGUCAUUGCCAACCUUUUCAAAGCAGCUGGAGGUGGCCUUCUCUCCAGAGGUACCAAGUUUACCCCCCUCGACGUAAAAAGGGUGUACUUUGGCAACUGGCUCAGAGACUACAGCCAGGCUGUCGAUGUUGGAGCCCUCAAAAAGACCAACCUCCAGACCAUCCUCAACAUUGUCAUGGUGCUCGGCUUUAUGGCCCACGGCUACGCUACUGGCGAAUUUGAAGUCACCAAAGAGGCCCUUGGCUGCUACCUUACCACUGAGCACAUCGACAACCCUAAAGGCUAUGCCGAUGGCGAAGACGCCAGGCAAUAUGACGACCGACUCCGAGGACCGGUUGAUGAUAUUGAGCUUGCCAUCGAUCCUCAGACUGGUAUGAAGAACUACAUUGCCAACGAGAAUGGUCAUUGGGAUACUUCCAAGGCUCUUGUCAGGCAAAGACUCCAAGAGUGUAUCCACUACGGUCGUCUGUAUAGGGCAAACGGCAACAAAGCCGACAUCUACCAGGCCUUCCAGCUUCUUGGUCGUGCCUUGCACACCCUUGAGGACUUUACUGCUCACUCCAACUUUUGUGAACUGGCCCUCAUCCACUUUGGCCACCAGGAUGUCUUCCCUCAUGUCGGCCAAAACACCAAGGUCCGUGCUCCCAACGGCCGAGAUGUCUACCCCCUCGUCACUGGUACAUUUGGUGGUGCCGACUUUAUUCAUUCUUUGAUGGGUGAAGCCACGGACCACCUCAGUCAAUCUUCCGUCUCAGACCUUUCCAAGCAGAUGACCAACGCGAGGUCCAUCUCGGAAGGCCAGACCAAUUCUGCGGAUACUCUUCGUCAGCUGUUCUUCAGCCUUCCACGGGGCAAUGGCGACAGUAUGACCAGAGACCUGGAUGGUAUUCAAAACAUGCGUGCGGGACAACCGGGAGGUGUUGACCCCAGCAACAUGAGUCCCCAGGAGUUGCACAACGUCAUCUGGCAGAUCUUGAGUUUCAGGGACAGUGUCAUGAAGAAGAUCGAGAACACCAUCGACCGAAUUCCUGGUCUCGCUGGCAUUGUGGAAAAGAUCUCCAACUCCGUCUCCGUCUUCAUCAUCACCACCCUUGAGCCCUUUGUCAAGCCCCUCCUCGGCACAGCAACCCAGGCUCUCGGUGAGUCCUCUCAAUCCAUCAUCGACUCGCACGACCAGUACGAAGUCUGGACCAACCCCAACGCCUCGGACCCCACCCACUCUUACCUUUCCAAGGACCACUUUGCUUUGAUUCUCAACCAGCCUGCUGGUGAAAUUGCAAAGAUCGUGGUGGAACACACUGUCAACCUUGUCGUGAAGGCUUGGGAUGACACCAGUAUGAACACCAACCAGGUCACCGAGAGCGCGCUCGAAGCUUUCCAUCACCCUGCUUUUGCUACUGGAAACUCCGAGAUCCAGCGAAAGAUGAUUGACAAGAUGCGCGAGUGGUUCGAGAGCACUGGCAACGACAAGAACGAAAUUCUUCGUCGUCUUUCCUCUGCCAACGUCAAGGAAGGCAAGAACAAGCGAAUCGGAGACACCUCCACCGACACUGGUCAUGUCCACAACCAGCUUUUGCCCGAGGGCGGUCUGCAGCAGGUCAUCGCUCAGCAGAACAUCCAUGUGCCCGGCGCGCAGUACCUGAAUGACGCGCAGGAUUUGGCAUCGGGAAAGAUGCCUUGGCAGCAAGGUUUCGGAAGCGGUGGACAGAACACCUGGCGAGAUACCGCGGGCAACUCUGGAAACGCCGCUACUGCUGGAGUCGCCACCGCUGCCGUUGUCGGCGGUGCCACCUCUGCUUACCACCAGACCUCUACCAACAACUAUGGCGGCGCUGACUCUUCCUACGGCAAUGCCGCUCCCCAACAAACCUACCAGUCCCACCAAUCUCACCAUCAGCAACCAUCAUACGGUGCUCAGCCAUCUUAUCAAUCUCCCACGCAGCAGAACUUUGGUUCCCAACCUGCUUACGGUGGUGGUGGGAAUGAAGGAUACCCUGGGCAACACCACGGACACUACAACUCCGGCUCUUACGGCGGUGGCGGUGGCUUCGGCGGGCCUCCUCCCCAGCAGUACGGUGCACCUGGAGGGUUCCAAGGGGGUGGGUUCCAAGGUGGGCCUCCUCAGCAUGGGCAGGGUGGAUUUGGUGGGCCUCCCCAGUAUGGUCAGCAGCAGGGAGGGUUUGGAGGUCAGCCCCAGCAGCAGUGGGGGCAGUACCCUGGUCACCAGGGUCCUCCUGGAGGUUAUUAG
Molecule: messenger RNA, 2391 nt
Organism: Cryptococcus wingfieldii CBS 7118
Lineage: Eukaryota; Fungi; Basidiomycota; Tremellomycetes; Tremellales; Cryptococcaceae
Product: heterokaryon incompatibility protein HET-C
Exons: 7
Coding region: 1-2391 (796 amino acids)
Source: RefSeq, a predicted model, not a curated record